AAGAAGAAGAAAAGAAGAAGAACAAGAAGUUUUACCUUUGUAUGAUUUUGCAAAUGGUAUACAUUUUUCGCUUUACACUAGACACGUGAUCGACUGAAAGCGUUGUCAAUUUUCGUGGUUAUUAGAACGCAAGUAUGACAUAAUGUCUACAUAUCAACCCCGCACACGAGAGAUGUUUAGCAUGUCAUGUUUUAUAUGUUCAUUAAUGCAUUUAUGAACUGUGCUUGCUUUCUCGUCUUGUGUAACUGCAUUGACCAUGUUUGGACUUUUAGCAUAUCGGUUGAUGACAACAUUCAAAGUUUCAAGUGGGAUAUUCCUUUGAGACGAAUACGUUUGUAAUUUUUUAAACAAAAUAAUAAUAAUAAUUGUACUCCAUGUUUAUGUUUGCUAUGUUGUUUAUGUUAUGAUGGCGAGAUAUCCCCUACUUUCUGAUCACUGAGCUGCAGUUUGCUACAGAAUGUUGUAGACAUAUUGACAUUUUUGGGAUGAAAAUGUUAAAUUUCUCCAUUAAGUUGUAUUUAAAUGGAGUAAGACAGGUUAUCCCAAAGUGAACACUUUUCAAGCAUCAGAAUAUAGUAGAGACCCAAGGAAAUACAGUACAGUUGUCAAAUAAAUGGUGCUUAGCUACAAUUGUACCUGGUGAAAUGGACCACUGCAAAUUCAGCCUACCUAAAGUUCAGUGACAUGGGUUCCUUCAGGGGGAUGGCUCAUAGUGCCAUGGGCCAGCGUCUGGUCGCCUGCCUCCUCAAUGUCUCAGAAGCCCGCAGGAAGGAAUUGGUGGAAACAGUGGCCAGGGCAGCUGUAUUUGACAGUAAUGGUGAGUUACCCCUGUAAAAAUGUUACAUUGUUCACUGCUUAUACAGUAGUAACAUAGUGAUAUGAGUGAACAAUAGUUAGUAUUUAACAAAAUAGGAUGGUUUCUUCAUGGAUUUAUGCAUCUUUCCCAUUGUAUGCAUCUUGUCAGGCGGACGGCGAGAAGGGACAACAGUGCUCAACAUCUUUAAUGACCAAGACUACAACCGCUCUGUCAUCACCAUCGUGGCCAGUAUUGACUGCAUCAGUGAGUCUCUGUCCUUUUAUUGGGGAAAAACAACAACUACACUAAGGGACAUUUCCUACAGGCUUUGUUCAGGAUCACAAUGUUACAAUAAAUAUGACAAGUACUUUGCAACGGUCUUCAUUAUCCUCCAACAAUCUUUUACUCUUAUGAGGGGCAGUGGUAACCCCUGAACAUGGCUGCUUAAACAUUUUUCAAGCAGACCAGGAACUAAGCACCCUAAUUUAACCAAUAACUGAACCCUGAUUUCACUUGUGUCAUUCCAAUAAUAGAAGGCGUUGUCAAUGUUUUUCUGUUGUAGGGGAGGCAGUGCUGUCUGCGUGUGAGCAGGCCUGUGGGCUGAUUGACAUGAGUGCCUAUGCAGGGGGCCACCCAACAAUGGGCGCUGUGGACCUGGUGCCCCUCUACCCUCUGGGAGAGGAGGUGGGACUGGGGGACUGUGCCAAGGAAGCUAGAGGUGUGUGUGUGCCUGUAUGCAUGUGUGUACACUUUAAGGAUUUGGCCCCCUCUUUCUCUCUUCUCAGUCAUUAUGCUGUAUGCUGUAUACAUGUGCAUUGUGUAUGUACAGAGCCUUCAGAAAGUAUUCAUGCCUCUUGACUUAUUCCACAUUUUGUUGUGUUACAGCCUGAAUUCAAAAUUGAUUCAAUAUGUUUUUUCUCACCCAUUUACACACAAUACCCGAUAAUGAGAAAGUGAAAACAUAUUUUUGCGAAUUUAUUGAAAAUUAAAUACAGAAAUAUCUCAUUUACAUAAGUAUUCACACCCCUGAGUCAAUACUUUGUAGGAGCACCUUUAGCAGCAAUUACAGCUGUAAGUCUCGCCUUGUUCACACUGCAGGCCUUAAUGCUCAAAUCAGUUUGUUUUGGAAUAUUGACUUCCCAAACAGCAAUUUACAAGUGACCAAAUCGGAUUUGUGUGUGAGACAGCAGUCAUUUGCUGACAUGUCUACGCUAGUUGUCAUAGUAACGGCGGGUGUGUGAGCAGUGGUGUAGGCUGAUUGGUGGUGGUGCUCCUGCUUCCUAUCACUCAGAAGCUAUGUAGCAAGAUAAAGUGACAACAAUGCCUGCCAUGGAUGUUUCCCAGUUGCUUUGAAUGUUCAAAAUCAUAGUGUAAGAACACCUUUAAAGCCUCAAAGGAUCAAAUUAUCCAACUUUUAAAACAAGUCAUUUUUGGCUAGCUACUGCAGUCAAUUAGCUAGCUAAGAUGGCUGUUUAGUUUCUAGCACAUUCACUAAUUUGUUUGUAAACAAUUAACAAGCUAAUUGGCUACCACAUAUUCUUGUCAAACUGUCAACAGAGUAGCUAGCAAGCAACAAGAUAUGCCAAAUAACUUAGUGCCUUGUUGCAAACAGGAUGCAUGUUUUGGAAUAUUUUUGAUUCUGUACAGGUUUCCUUCUAUUCACUCUGUCAAAUACAUUAGUAUUGUGGAUUAACUACAAUGUUGUUGAUCCAUCCUCAAUUUUCUCAUAUCACAGCCAUUAAACUCUGUAACUGUUUUAAAGUCACCAUUGGCCUCAUGGUGAAAUCCCUAAGCAGUUUCCUUCCUCUCCGGCAACUGAGUUAGGAAGGACGCCUGUAUCUUUGUAGUGACUGGGUGUACUGAUACACCAUCCAGAGUGUAAUUAAUAACUUCACCAUGCUCAAAGGGAUAUUAAAUGUCUGCUUUUUUUUUUUACCCAUCAACCAAUGGUUGCCCUUCUUUGCGAUGCAUUGGAAAACCUCCCUGGUCUUUGAUGUUGAAUCUGUGAUUGAAAUUCACUGCUUGACUGAGGGACCUUACAGAUAAUUGUAUGUGUGAGGUACAGAGAUGAGGCACUCAUUCAAAAAUCAUGUUAAACACUGUUAUUGUACAUGCAACUUAUUAUGUGACUUAUUAAGCAAAUGUUUACUCCUGAACUUAUUUAGGCUUGCCAUAACAAAGGGGUUGAAUACUUUAUUUUAUUUUAUUAUUUUUAUUUUAUUUUAUUUUUAGGGGUUGAAUACCUAUUGACUCAAGACAUUUCAGCUUUUCAUUUUUAAUUAAUUUAUAAAAACAUAAUUCCACUUUGACAUUAUGAGGUAUUGUGUGUCCAAUCCAUUUUAAAUUCAGGCUGUAACACAACAUGUGGAAAAAGUCAAGGGGUGUGAAUACUUUCUGAAGGCACUGUAUGUAAGGUAUGUGUUAACCCAUCCUCUCACCCUGUCCAGCGGUGGCUGCUGGGCUGACUGAACGGGUCAGUGGCACCAGUGCUUUCUUCUUUGGCUGGGCGGACUUACCCCAGCACCGAGGCCUGGCGCAGAGACGCAAGGAGAUGGGCUGGUUCAGGAAGAAUCCAGACACAGGAGCCAGCCGACCAGACAUGGGGCCCCUGCCACAGAAACGAUAUGGCCUCACAGGUUAGCACCCGCUUAGGGCUUAGCGGAUGUCCUGUGCACGCAAAUACUGAGAUAUCAUGGGAUGAAAUGCAAGGUGAUUUUUAAAACAUAGGGUUAGGUUAGAUUUGCAUGUUUCAUUCUGAUGACAAGCCCUCAGUGCCCCCACAUUACACUCUCAUGAAGCAUAGCACAGAGAGAGGGUACCCAGUAACCACUAAUUGGGCACAUUUGUAAAUAACUGCAUCUCAGUACCCUUUUGUUCACACCAUCUUGUGACUUUUUGUUUAAUCUUCUGACCUUUGACCUCACCUUUGCCAUGCAGGUAUCGGAGCUAGUCCCUACGUCAUGAACUGCAACGUCACCAUCGACACCCAGGACCUGGCUCUGGGGCGCAGUGUAGCCAUGGCGAUUAGGGAGUCUACUCCUGGGGGCCUACCAGGGGUGCAAGUGCUGGCCCUGCCACAUGAGGGUGCCGUGGAGAUAGCCUGCAAUGUGGAGAGCAUAAAGGGGAACCCUCCUAGCCAGGUUGGGGAGAGGGAAGAGCCAUGGCCCACCUUCAGUAUUGGUGGGCAGCUAUACUGCCAUGCCCCGGCAUCUCUUAUCACAGCCAGGGUGGCAGAGCUGGCAGGACGGCAGGGGGUGGCCACUAAGGGCACGGCACUGGUGGGGUUCACGCCCCGUGAGUGCAGAGUCCUGGCAGAGAGAGCUUUGUCAUUGGGCAUUGCAGAGUUCUGGAAAGAACGGAGCAGGGUACACAUGUAACCUUCCAAACUUUACUACAAAACCUCAACGGUUUGUAUUAUUCAGGUUGAUUGAACGAAUAAUGUAAAAGGACAUGCAAGCUGUUAUCAGCAAGGUUUACAGCGUAUGAAUUGCACAAAUGCACGACUAUUACACAACAGUUUUGAAUCUGUGGGCUCUGGAUUUGAUGUAGCACAUCUGAACAAGGAUAUUGUACAGAGCAUCUUAUUUAGUGUGGUGAUCAUGGUUGAAAACAUCAACGCCAUAGACCUUAACUGUGAUUGUCUUAAUAUAAGUACUUAUCAAGACUCAAAAUGGCCAAAUUACCUUUUUACUUUUUUGUAAAUCAUUCAACGAUGUCAAUGGGAGACGUGCGCAAAUUUCUUUGAUAAGCGUGCAUAUCUCAAUUCAGAAUAACACCGAAAGUGCUGCAAAAUGUUGCAAUUUAUUGCUCUAUUAACAGGUUAAUCCUUCUUUAUUUGACUUCUACUAAUCUGUAAAGAAUAAACAUGAUGACUUUACUAUAACUUUACUAUUUUCGUAUAAUUGUUUAUAAUUGUACAAAAAAGAAUAAUGAAAUAUAUUAAAGGUGCAUUCUGUAACAUUCUCAUGUUCAAAACUCUAAAACUACCAUUAACAUUGGACUCAAUGAGAGUAAAAAAAAUAACUGUGUAGACCAAGGUGUGUACACAGCUCGCGUUGUAAGACGUGGUCUAGUGUCUGCCAGGAAAGUUCUGGCCACCUUCAGACAAACAAACGAGCACACUGUUUGGCAUGGUAUAGUCCUUCGCAGAGAUGUGUCAAAACGCAUAGACAUUUGUCUGUUUAUGUUAUUGCCUUUUGUGAUUGGAUUUAAUAUUACCAGGUUGAUGGAAAUGGCUCACUCCCAAAGUGGUCAAUGACAGGGUUACAUUUAGGGGUGGUGCUUAAGCCAUUCUACAUAAUAUAUUCUAAUGUCCAGCACACUAUUUUGGGGAAUAGUUUUUGCAUGCUCUUUCACUAUACAUUCAACUAAUUACAAUAUGUAUGCCAAUUCAAUUCAUCUAUACUGAACAAAAAUAUA
Messenger RNA from Coregonus sp. 'balchen', 5215 nucleotides. NCBI's taxonomy places the organism in Eukaryota, Metazoa, Chordata, Actinopteri, Salmoniformes, Salmonidae. The record is from the annotation of a GenBank genome assembly.